CUCAAUUGUAUCUCUCGCGGACUAAAACACGACAACUACAAACCCAGAGCGAGAUUUUGUCUCUGAAGCCUGGCAUCACUGCCGUGUGUAUACAAUCGGGCCAUGGCUGUAUUCUUAACACAGCGGUUAACCUCUCCGCUGAAAGUGUCACAAACAUGAAACAAGGCCAAUUGACUGGUAAAUAUCACUUUACCUCAAGACCUUCUGUUUCUUUUUCCAAUCAUGUAUGAUCGGUUCUCUUUGAUUUCUGGCUUGAUCUCUCUGGCCCUCUCGUGUUCUUACUCUGGCACCAAUUUGCUGCAUCCCAAUCCCCACCAUUUCUCUUCGGAUACCUUCGCAGCGGUUCGGACCUUCGAAAUGUUGAUCUUGGUGAAUUCGAUGGCGUUACGAACAUGUUUCAUAUUUACAUUUGAAUACACGCGUAAAGUUAUACUUUCGCAACAGCGACUUAUUUGUAACGUCCGACUAUUACCUUUGCGAAUGCAAGUUCUUGUUGUGCGCUCCGCGAAUCGUCCGCGGUUAGCACCACCGACCAAUCCCUCGCCUGGCAGUCUACCUAUCAUUCCUGGUGUCAUCUUCACUGUUGCAUGGUCACCAGCGGGAACCAACAAGUGCAUUUUCUCUCUGCUGCUGGAGCAACAUAUCAGCUAGCAGCUGACAUCAAGGAGGCUGCGGUGCGGCGGAGUAUGAUCAUACUCGUUCUAUGGCUUCUACGCACUAGGGUCUUUUUAGCUUGGUUCCUCUUCGAUGAUGCAAGGUGGCAAUGGCGCCGAUAUUAACGACUAAGAGUGGGUCCCGACCACGGUCUUACUAGGGCCCCAGGGGUGGUCCGAGAAACGAGACCGAGGU
This is a messenger RNA of Suillus plorans, 849 nucleotides long. RefSeq lists its product as uncharacterized. Lineage: Eukaryota; Fungi; Basidiomycota; Agaricomycetes; Boletales; Suillaceae. The transcript is spliced from 5 exons. The record is from RefSeq and is a predicted model, not a curated record. The coding region runs from base 223 to 651 and encodes 142 amino acids.